Molecule: messenger RNA, 3174 nt
Organism: Plasmopara halstedii
Lineage: Eukaryota; Oomycota; Peronosporomycetes; Peronosporales; Peronosporaceae
Product: regulator of telomere elongation helicase 1-like isoform x2
Exons: 17
Coding region: 1-3174 (1057 amino acids)
Biological process (GO): negative regulation of t-circle formation; telomeric loop disassembly; regulation of double-strand break repair via homologous recombination
Cellular component (GO): nucleus
Molecular function (GO): hydrolase activity, acting on acid anhydrides, in phosphorus-containing anhydrides; DNA helicase activity; ATP binding
Source: RefSeq, a predicted model, not a curated record
AUGGUGUCGCUCGAGAUCUGCGGUAUUCCCGUGGAAUUUCCGUUCCGACCGUAUGACUCACAGCUUGUAUAUAUGGAAAAAGUUGUACUUUCACUCAUGUCCAAGCAAAACGCAAUUCUUGAGAGCCCCACAGGCACCGGCAAGACACUGUGUCUUCUUUGUGCAACGCUGGCCUGGCGUCAAGAGCUACAGAAAAAGCUGAAGACAAGCACAUUAGUACCGACAAAAUGUUCAAUUGCAUCACUUGGCUACGAGGGCUACGAUAGCAGUGAAGAGAGCAUAGUUCCGCAGUUACCACGGAUCAUUUACUCAUCCAGAACGCACUCGCAGUUGAAACAAGUGGUUCAAGAACUAAAGAAUACGUCGUAUCGCCCCAAUGUUGCAGUUCUCGGCUCUCGUGAACAUCUCUGUGUGAAUGAUAAGGUGUCGAAGCUCCGAGGCACACGACAGAACCUUGCGUGUCGUUCUACAUGCAAGGACAGGAGAUGUAAUUACAAGCUAGGCUUUGAUAUCUAUGCCAAGAGAUCGAGGAAGCAAGCACAGCCAAUUAUGGAUAUUGAGGAGCUUGUGACGUCGAUGAAGGAGAAAAGUAUUUGCCCCUUCUUUCUCACCAGAAAUAUGCUACCUGAAGCUGAAAUUGUAUUUGUGCCAUACAAUUACCUGAUUGACCCCUUGGCCCGUCGAUCUAUUGGUAUGUCCCUCGACAACUCGAUUCUUAUAUUCGACGAGGCACACAAUGUGGAAACGAUCGCGAGCGAUGCAGCAUCUUAUGCGCUGUCGUCAAACGACAUUUCUGGAUGUAUUUCUGAGAUCGACACUUUUAUAAAAGCGUUGGGUAAUAAUACCAUACAACUUGAUGAAGGUAGCAAUUUGACAACGGAGUCUAUUCAAACAUUACGAGCACUAUUUCUAGAAAUUGAUAAAAGUCUCAAGGGUUUUCCACUUUCUGCAAACGGAGGGUUUACAAAACCGGGGCAGUACAUAUUCGAGUUUUUUGAACAGUUUAACGUGAACUUUGAGACGUGCCCACUUGUUCUAAACAUGAUAGAAGAAAUUAUCGAAGUAGCGCACGGUAGUGAUGACUCGCAACGAGCUGCAUCUAGACUCGAUUCAAUACUUUCGUUUUUGGGCACUGUUUUCAGAAGCAAGGAACAGCACUUGAAGACGGCACAGAAUUAUCGAGUCCAUAUUCAAGAGAUUCGAGAGAGACCAUUAAACACCGAACGCCUAUUUAAGGGUGAAUAUCGAAACAAGACGACCACCCGUGUAUUUAACUACUGGUGCUUCCACCCUGGGAUUGCAUUUCGUGAAAUUUGCGCCAACAAUAUUCAUAACGUCAUUUUGACCAGCGGAACACUUUCUCCGCUGGAUACAACAGUCAAAGAGCUUGGCAUCGACUUUCCGGUACGAUUAGAGAAUAGCCACGUGAUCGAUGCUAGCCAGGUAUGGGUUGGUGUAGUGGGCACCGGAGUGACUGGCAAGCGCCUUAAUUCAAGCUACAACUUCCGAUCGACAGAAGCGUAUUUGUUGGAGCUCGGCAAUACGAUAUAUCGACAAGUGGCAGCAACGUGUACCGGAGGAAGAUUGGAUUUCAAGAUGGUAGUUGAUGAAUAUCAUCAAACUAUUGCAAACGAUCCAAGAGGCGCAAUCUUUUUUGCGGUCUGUCGAGGGAAGGUGAGCGAAGGCAUUGAUUUUUCAAACGACAAAGGUCGUGCGGUCGUUAUCACUGGUUUACCUUUUCCUCCAACAAAAGACCCCAGAAUUAUUUUGAAGAAAAGCAUUUUAGACGAAGCAGUAGUCCAUCCGGGCGAAUUGAAGUUGACAGGAAACGCGUGGUAUAUUCAACAAGCAUCGCGAGCUGUGAAUCAAGCUAUUGGCCGUGUCAUUCGUCAUCGUCAUGACUUUGGAGCAAUCAUCCUUUUAGACGAAAGGUUUGCUCUAAAGCAGCAACAGGAGUGCCAUUCGAAAUGGCUGCAGCCCUAUUGCCACACUUGCAGUGGAUAUGGUGAAGCGCACAUUGGCUUAACUCGAUUUUUUAGAACCAACAAGUUAAGAGGUGAAUCAGAAUCAUCGACGAAAGUGCUGCAGCAGCCUAAAUCGAUUGGUUUGUCUGGAAGAGGAAAAGCCCAGUCACCAAUGGCAAGAUCAGACGGCGUAUUAAAGGAUGUAAGCCAACAGCCAAAUUCUCCGCCUGAAGUGCAGUCAAAUUCACAAAUCGCGAUCGGAGAUGGCCAGUCUUAUGUUGAUCCACAAGUCCUCCGGCGUAUACCAGACCCAUCGAUAACGUCAGAAGAUAAAAAAAAAUCUGAUAUACUUGCAAGAUCGAGACCACUUGCACCUCAGAAACGCUCGCUCGGGUCACUGUUGAUGUCCAAAUCGAAAUCUGCAAUGGUAGACAUGACUUCGUCAAUUUCACGCCCAUUUACGGCGUCAACGCCAUCAACUGUCAAUUGCAAUACUGAUAGUGCUGAUAGUGCUACAACGUUUGGCGGCAUCGACGCGCAGUCGUGGCAUAGCGCAAGGCAGGAGUUUGCAGCGAAUCAAAAUGCGGUUAUUACCGUUUCAAAUGUGGAAAGCAGCACGACGUCUACAGUCGAAUUUCCAGCAGUGGCACGAAAAGUUCUUUCGGCUUCAGACGUGCUGGAAUUGUACAGCUACAUUCGACAGCUUCAUGCUGGGGAAGACGUGGAUGCUGCACUUAAAAACAUUUGUACUUUGUUGCGCGAUCCGGCUUGUAAAGAGCUCCUUGAUUUAAUGCCAAUAGUAUUAAAUGGCGAGCUCGGUAAUCGGUUUAUUGAGGAAGCCAAAGUCCAUGGAUUAAAGGUGUCAGUGAUAGAUGGAAAGUCUCGGGGCAAUUCAGCUGAAGGACGGCCUACAAACGUGACGACAUUUUUUGAGAACCUGCAGCAAAAAAAGCGUAAACGUCAGCGAGGAGAUGCAACGACUGGUGCUUUUGUAAGGAAUCCGCAAUGUUUUGUAUGCUAUGACAUAACCCUCAAAGCGUAUGCCUCUCCAUUGUGUGGUCAUAUCUGCUGUCAAAUUUGUUGGAAAAAAAUGGAGAAAGAUGGGUUUACAUCUUGCCCUGUGUGCAAGAUUCCAAUCAAGCUACAACAGCUUAGUUUGAUUCGAGCAGCUAAAAUAGAGUCUGAAUCUGAUAGAGUUGACGGACAAUAG